UUACCGUUUUUUUUUUUAUAUAUUUUACUUACUAAAUUAUUUUGUUCUUUAUAUAGAAUACAUUAUUAUAUGUACACUGUACACGUAAUUUAACUAACAGUGAGUUAUAUAAUACACGUCUUGUGCACUCUGUCACACUUACAUUUCUUAACCGUUACAUCCACAAAAGGUGUACCUAUUUAAUUUUUUGUAGAAUAUUUUAAGCCAAAAUGUCAUCCCAAAGAUCAGAAAAUUCGUCGAUUAACAUUAAUGACGAAAGUUCAAUGGAAAACGAAACUGUGGAAAAUAUGAUCAAAGUGGAUACUGAGCCAGCAAUUAUUUUGAAAAAAGAUCCGAUUAUAGAAUAUCUUAAAGAAAAUGUAAAAACUGUGUUCAUACCGAAAUAUUUACAUGAACAUUUUCAAUGUGCCGUAGACACACACGUUUUUAUAAACAACCCGUGGAAGAAAAUAUCUCGUAAAAAGAUUAUCGAAAAUUUACAAAUACAAAAAACGAACUCGUGUUUUUGGGAAUUUCGAACUCGAAUUGAAGCGCUUACAAGUGAUGAUGUUUUAAUUGGAUAUAAAUCUUCCAGUAAUACAGACGAAGAAUUUUUAUUAUGCAUCACAGACAAAGCUAAACAGUAUGUCGAAGAAGCACAAAUACGAGAACAAAAAGAACUUGAACAUCAAGUUGAGAGGUCUAUGUAUCGUAAAAUAGGUACUUGGGAUUCUAAAGGCAGUGAACAAGAUAUUGAAGAUGUAAAAACAGUUUCGACGCGUGAAAAGAUAAAAUAUAAAUGGGUAGUUCCAAAAAGAAGAAUUCGAGCUAAAGCAGAAUUUGAAAAUACAAAUGCAAAAUCCAUAAGAAAUCAAUAUGUUAAAUUAAAACCACAACCAAAAGAAAUAUUUGAAACGAGUGAUAUGUUAAUAAUGGAGUCAAAUAUACAAGCCAAAAGCAAAACGGUCAAUCGGGAAAUGCAAACAAUAUUAAAACUUCAAAAUAAUAAAUGUAUUCAGUCGACCAUUGAAGAAGAACUAAUUAAUCAAUCGCAACCUAAAAUUAAAUCAGCAAAAGUGCUCGAUGAUUUUUUACUAAAAAAUACUCCUGAUGUAAUUACUCAGUUACAAUAUAAUGAGCUGUACGAUAUAUACCGUGACGAUUACAAGUUGUUGAAAAAAAAAAGUAAAAUUGAAGUUAAUCAUAUUGACGAGCAAAUAAAAAUUCAUCCUGGACAUCAGAAUGAGAUAUCCCAAAAAAAAUACGUAUCUUGUCAAACUUGGCAUCCUACAAUAGUAGGUAUUUUCGCUGUUUCUUACAUGGCUAAUAGCAAUGAAUUGUUAGAACCCGUAAGCUUAAAUAAAGCAGAUGAAGAAAAUACUGCGUCAAAUUUCAAAUUAAAAAACCAACAUUUCAGUAUAUCAUACAGCGAAGAUGAGGAUGACCAAGAUAAUUGGAAUAAACAGCCAAAAGUUAAAAUUUUGGAUGAAAAUUAUGACGAAAAGCUUAUGUCUUUUUUGAACAAAGAAUUUGUGCAGAAAAUGAGAAUUCUUCAAAUAGCCGAGGAAGAAAAAUUGAGCCAAGGACUUACAGAUGACAUUAAUAAACGUUUGCGCAAUGCGUUAAUUUAUGAUUCUAAAGAACAAUUUUCCGCAUACAAUGAGUUCGUCGGCGAAGAACAUAGUAAUGAAGACGACGUAAUAAGCAAUCAAACUGAUCAUUCAGUAAGCUAUGGGAAAAUGACGGCUACUAAGGAUCCAAGUGAUAUUGACGAAGUGGUGCAUCACCACGAUUCCGAUACUGAAAGCUUUUAUAAUAUUUGGGGCGAAGAAGAUGAAUGGUUGUAUAGUACCGAACUGAGGAACGUUGUUAGAAAUUUACAUAGGGGAUUUAACAAGAAAUAUAACCGAGAAGCUAAAGAAGAAAAAUUGUUUGAACUCCUGAUGUCUGAAACUGAGAAAGAAAAGAAAAAUGAAGAAACUAAAAAAAAUAAAAUGAAGUUGACCAAGGAAAUGUUCGAAGCUGGGGAUAUAUGUAAACAAUUUAAAUGUAAUAAAAAAACUAAAACUAAAUUGAUUAAACAAUAUGCAUUGCUACAAAAUGACCAAGAAUCUAUGAUUAAACGAGAAAGUACGCCAUUAAUAGAUGAACAAAAUAACGCGGUCAUCGUUUGGUCAAUUAGUGAUAAUGUAUUCCCAAAGUUAAGAUUGGACAGUCCCGAAGAAGUACGAUGUGUUGAAUUUAAUCCUAGAAAUGGGAACACCGUCGUAGGAGGACUGACAAAUGGACAAAUUUGCAUAUGGGAUAUCGAAGGAAAAUUGGAGACAAUAGGUUCAGAUUUGAGCAUGUCUGAAAAAGAAAAACAACAUAAAAAACAUCUGAAUAUGCAUAUGAAUUGGUCGUUAGACGUAAAUUUUAAAACUAGAAUCAGACCCACAGCCUUAAGCGCCAUUAUAGAAUCUCACGAGAGAACAGUGACUGCGAUUCAAUGGAUUCAUCCGAUGACCAAAAUAACUUCAUUGGGCAAAUUCAUAUCUACGGAACAAGGUAAAUUUUCAGAUCAAUUUAUUUCAUCUUCUUUAGACGGUACUAUAAAACUUUGGGACUUGCAACCUAAGUCAAUGCCAACCCAUCAAAAAACUCCAACAAAUUGUCGUUUUGGAUAUCCAAAAAAAUUAUUAUCUAAUAAAUCACCAUUAAGCGUUCUCAACAACCAUCUAAAACCAUCAUAUUCGAUCAAAAUCAGAGAACCCGCAGUAGAACCAUUGAAUAGCACCACGCAUAGCCCCAUAACAGCGUUAUCCUUCGAAAUACCAUCAAUGCAAUACAGAUACAUCUCUGAUAAACCGUUAACGAUCGGCAAACGGCAGUAUGAAUACAUACCGAUAGAGCCCAGCGACAUAAACCGUACUUUAGUCGUUGGUACUGUCAUGGGCGAAGUCGGAGUAGUCACUUGGGAAGGAUAUGAUACGUAUCCACGAGACGGAAGCGUAGAAGAGUGUAAACAUAUAUGGUGGAAACAAAUGCAUGACGGUCCAAUCAAUUGCAUCAAAAGAAAUUUAUUUGUACCAGAUAUCCAUUUAGUCAGUGGCGGGAAAGUAGUGUCAAUUUGGAGUUUGAAAUACAACAAUGGUCCAAUUUGGUGGAAACGUUUCCAUGAUUUUACAAACAGCAUUUUAUGGUCUUCUACUCAUCCCACGAAAUUUCGCGUGUCCUUCAACAAUAGUGGCGUUAUACAAUUUUGGAAUUUUAUGGUGCACACUCAUCAACCGUACUAUACAGCGGAUAUUUUCCUCAAAGAUGGGUUAAUAGCAUCAUUAUCGGCACCGUAUCCGCAAUUUAAUUAUAUUGGCGCAGAUAGUGUAAUGUAUGCUAAAGGUAUAAACAAUAUGGUGAACUAUAAGAAAAACAGGAUAAUUUGUUUCUCGGAUUCCGCCGGAACAGUAAUGAUAAUGACCAUACGUGCAACAUUAUUGACACCAGAUGAAAUCUUGGAAACUGGAAACCUAUUCCAGGAAGAAUGUGAUUGGUUAAAAGGUUUAGAUGCUUGGAACGAAAGGUAUAAAAAAGAAUUCGGAGUCUUGGGAGAAAAUGACGUGGACGAUCAUGAUUACAAGUCGAUUCAAUCCUACGAUCAAUCGCAUGUGGCUGAAAGCGAACACAUCCAACCAGUAUUAUCACGAGAUCAAAUACAGAAAGCAAUUUGUGAAGAAACAUUCAAUUGGUAUAUAAAUCGGAGAGGACCACAAACACGUUUGGGUAAAAUGAAAGACGAGUUUUUACAACGAGAAAAGCAAUACAUGGUCGAGACCAUGAUGAAAAAAAAGAAUGUCAGCCAGCAACAAAUUGAUGAAUAUUAUUAUAAAAUUAUGAAUAAAGGUGGAAAUAAAACUGAGGAGAUUUCAAUAAUAAGAUCCGAAGCCGAUAAAAAGUAUAGGGACAUUAUAAAUAAAUUAUUGGUUUCAGAUCAUACAGAAGAAUAUAAAUUCGAUGCCGGCUUAAAAAGAAAUACCGAACCGGAAGACUCAAACUUAAUAUUUAUAGAGCUUCAAAAAAUAUCAAUGUUAAACAUUAAAAAAGAAAAAGAAAAAUGUAUUAAUCAUAUAAAUAAUAAUCAUUAUAGAUCCGAGAAAGUAAACUGGGCUAAAGUAUUCGAUUUUGUGGAAAAAGAAGACAAAAAUAUAUUAAAUGAUCCAAAUACCUUUAAAACAAACUUUCGUUCGAUUCGCCAAAAAAUGUUGGAGCGAUACAAAAAUGAAAACAUGAAGCAAUGAUGAAAAAUUAAUAUCAACGAGUACAAGAUGGAAUCUGUUUUGGGCUGAAAUGUUAACACGUUUUGACUUAUUUUUACGUGGUUAAUAUAAUUUGGAAAAAACAACACAUUUCCAUAACUGUUUAAACCUGUAAAACAUUCUAAUAAUUUUUAUGAAUUUACCACAAUUUUUAUAGUAUCAUAAGAAUAGAUGUAUAAUUCAAUUUUUGAAUAAAUUACUAAUAACACA
Aphis gossypii (cotton aphid) is the source of this 4481-nucleotide messenger RNA. Its product is annotated as dynein axonemal intermediate chain 3-like. The coding region runs from base 210 to 4253 and encodes 1347 amino acids. Gene Ontology annotation, molecular function: dynein heavy chain binding; dynein light chain binding. The transcript is spliced from 22 exons. Gene Ontology annotation, biological process: inner dynein arm assembly; cilium movement involved in cell motility. Gene Ontology annotation, cellular component: inner dynein arm. The record is from RefSeq and is a predicted model, not a curated record. NCBI's taxonomy places the organism in Eukaryota, Metazoa, Arthropoda, Insecta, Hemiptera, Aphididae.